Messenger RNA from Fusarium keratoplasticum, 1419 nucleotides. RefSeq lists its product as uncharacterized. Gene Ontology annotation, molecular function: transmembrane transporter activity. The transcript has a single exon. Gene Ontology annotation, cellular component: fungal-type vacuole membrane. The record is from RefSeq and is a predicted model, not a curated record. Bases 1 to 1419 code for a protein of 472 amino acids. NCBI's taxonomy places the organism in Eukaryota, Fungi, Ascomycota, Sordariomycetes, Hypocreales, Nectriaceae. Gene Ontology annotation, biological process: transmembrane transport.
AUGAGCGGCGUCGAACAAGAGAGAGAAGGCACAACCGUGCCAGAAACACUUAUGCCGCAAGGGUCUGUUCAGCCGGAUGAAGAAAGGGGACAGAUGACGCCGUUUGACGGGGUCAACACCACACAGCAAGAAGAGCCUCAAGAAUUCGAGAUGAGUAUUGUGGAACAAGUAGUACGUCGAGUAUCUCCUCAAGCCAGUUUCAGCUCGCUGACCCCUCCAGACGGCGGAUGGAGAGCCUGGUGCGUUUGCUUCUCUGGCCACUUGGUCUACAUGAACACUUGGGGCUGGGUUAACUCUUUUGGUAUCUUUCAGGCUUACUACGCUGACAAGCUUGGUCGGACGGCGAGCGACAUCUCGUGGAUUGGAUCCGUUAGUGUCUUUUUGUUAUUCUUUGUGGGCACUCUUACCGGACGGUUGGUUGAUGCUGGAUACUUUCGGUAUGUGUUUACUACCGGUAUUUUGCUGCAGGUUGUGGGCAUCAUGGUUACUUCGGUGGGUUCCGAGUACUGGCACUUUUUCGUUGCUCAGGGCGUUCUUGUUGGGCUUGGGCAUAGCUGCAUUUUCUGUCCUGUUCUUGCGGUGCUGUCGACGUACUUUGCUAGACGACGUGCUCUGGCCAUGGGCAUCGCUGCGUGUGGGAGUGCUACGGGGGGUAUGGUGUUUCCUAGCCUUGUGAGACAGCUUUUGCCGAAGCUGGGCUUUGCGUGGACGUUGAGGAUCGCAGGUCUCACGCAGCUGUUGACACUAUCUGUAGCUUUGGUAUUUGCCAAGCCUAGAAUCAAGCCUCGUGGUUCGAACCCCCUAGUAGAUUGGUCUGCCUUCAAGGACGUCGAGUUUGCCUUGUACGUUACGGCAUCGUUCUUCACCUGCUGGGGUGUGUAUCUCGCAUACUACUUCAUCGCUGCGUAUUCACAGAUCGCCCUCGAUCCUCCUCUCGCGUACACUGAAUCCCUCGACCUCCUCAUGAUCCUCAACGGUGCUGGUAUCGUCGGCCGUCUAGCAUCAAGCUGGGUCGCCGACCACACAGGCGCCAUCAACGUGUUCGCCCCGCACACCCUCGCGGCAUCUCUGCUGCUGUACUUCUGGAUGCUGGUGACUGACAAGCCGGGUUUGUACGCCUGGGCUGUUGUAUACGGCAUGAUUGCAGCAGCUAUUCAGAGUUUGUUCCCCACGGGUGUGUCGUUGCUGACACAGGAUCUUAGCAAGAUUGGCGUGCGGAUGGGUAUGGCCUUCACGGUUGCGAGUUUCGCGGCGUUGACGGGACCACCUAUUGCGGGUGCCAUCAUUGAUGUCGAGGGAGGAUACUAUGGCGCGCAGGCGUUUGCGGGGAGUGUCCUGGCCAUGGGUGGAGGGUUGUUGAUGAUGGCCAAGGGGAAGAAUAUGCGAAGAACGGGGACAGGAUGGAUGGGCAAAAUUUAA